This is a messenger RNA of Spirodela intermedia, 1536 nucleotides long. NCBI's taxonomy places the organism in Eukaryota, Viridiplantae, Streptophyta, Magnoliopsida, Alismatales, Araceae. The record is from the annotation of a GenBank genome assembly.
AUGGCCCGCUACCUGCUUGGCCGGGCUCGAUUUUCCGCCGCCGCCGGAGGGUCACCUUGUCGGAACUUCUCUGUGCCCUCGUUCUGGCUGCUCCUCAGACGUAGCUUCUCCGACGCGGCGGCGGAGGAGUGCUGCGGCCUCCUCCGGCGACCACCAAAUCCCGCCACCCCCAACCUGGAGAUGGCCCUGAAGAAGCUCGCCCUCGCCGGAAAACUGGACGCCUCCACCGUGGAGAGCGUCCUCCGCCGGUAUCCGGCGUCUACUGCCGGCGACCGCUCAACCCUCCUCCGCUUCUUCGUGUGGGCGGGCCUCCAACCAGGCUACAGACACAGCGCCGCCGCCUAUAGCGCCGCUUGCGAUGCCCUCCAACUAUCCCGCCGCCCAGAGACUGUAAACCUCCUCCUCGACGCCUACCAGAGUGACGCCGUCCCCGUCUCCGUCAGGACCUUUAAGGUCCUCCUCAUUCUCUGCCGGCAGGCGGGCUCCGGCGAACAGGCCCUGCAAGUUCUCAGGAGAAUGGCGGAGUUCGGUUGCCGCCCUGAUACCUCCUCCUUCAACUCCGUCAUCCGUCUCCUCCUCGUCAGCGGCGGCGGCGGCGGCGGUGAGGGGGAGAAGAAGAAGAUUGAGGUCGCGGAGGAGCUGCUGGAGGAGAUGACAGUCGCCGGAGUUCAGCCGGAUAUGGUGACCUGCGUCUCGAUGGUGAAGGCCCUCUGCGGCGCCGGCAGGUUGGACGAAGCUCGGGGACUCGUCGGAAGGAUGAAGUCCAGAGGAUGCCUCCCCAACGUCGUCGUCUACACCGCCCUGCUCGACGGUGCCUGCAACUCCGGCGACCUCCCGGCGGCGAUGGAGCUGCUGGAAGAGAUGGAGAGCGGCGCUGCCGGCGAGUCCUGCAAACCCAACGUGGUGACCUACACCUGUUUGAUGAAAUGCCUCUGUGAGAUGGGACGGGCGGAGGAGGCCAUCUGCUUUCUGGACCGCAUGGGGAAGCACGGCGCCGCCGCCAACCGCGCCGCCGUGGCCACCCUUCUGGGAGGGCUCUGCCGGCAGGGGACGGCGGCGGCGGCGGCGGAGGCCUUCGCGGUGGCGGAGCGGGUAGUGAGAGACGGCGUCGUCACCAGCGAGGAGGCCUACAGCUCCCUCCUCCUCUGCUUCCUCCGGGAAGGGAAGGUGGCGGCGGCGGAGGAGCUCGCGGAGAAGAUGCUGGAUAGCGGAGUCAACCCUGAUGGGGCGGCGCGGAAUCUCAUGCUCAGGGAGAUUUGCGCCGCCAGGCGGCCGCUAGACGGGCUCCUCUGGGUCAACGCGAUGUGGGCGAAAGGGUUGACUUUAGAUGCCGACGUGUACUCCUCCCUGUUGGACGUGGCGUUCGAAGAGGGUCACUUGAGGGAGGCGGUGGGGAUGGUCAACGGCAUGGUCCAGAGGGGGAUCCUGCUGCGCGCCGGCUCGCCCGCCUGCGCGGAGGCUCUCGCGGAGAUCUUGGAGGCAUCCGGAGAGGUUGACCUCGCCGGCCGCCCCGUCGUAUCCCCGGUCAAAUCGUAG